Messenger RNA from Pimephales promelas (fathead minnow), 1451 nucleotides. RefSeq names its product peptidoglycan recognition protein 5 (gene pglyrp5). Gene Ontology annotation, molecular function: zinc ion binding; N-acetylmuramoyl-L-alanine amidase activity. NCBI's taxonomy places the organism in Eukaryota, Metazoa, Chordata, Actinopteri, Cypriniformes, Leuciscidae. The record is from RefSeq and is a predicted model, not a curated record. Gene Ontology annotation, biological process: peptidoglycan catabolic process.
CAUUCAUUCACAGUGGCAUUUCCAUGAUCUAUAAAAAGCUUGUGCACAAUGGGCUAAUUUCUUCUUCAAAUAUUAUUGCAGGAAUCUUUGCACGAGACAGGAAAGUACGCGGAAGUAUCAACAACACGUGUGUGUGUCCCUCCCUGUCAGUCAAAGCUAAUAAACUUGUCAGUUUGCAAGUCAUGAAGCUUAUAUACGUCGGCUCUUGAAAGAAAAGUUUGUCGCUGAUAUGGACGGACUCACACCUGGAGAAACCGUGGACAUGAACUCGGCGGAUGUAGUGUGUCGUCGUGCUUGGAAUGCAGUGGAUCCUCGAGACAGGACAGCGAUGAAGAGUCCCGCACAGAAUGUGAUCGUUCACCACACGGCUCUCCUGUUCUGCUCGCGUCCGCGCGACAGCGUCUCCCAGCUCGCGCACAUCCAGCGCAUGCACAUGCAGGAGAGGGGCUUCGACGACAUCGGUUAUAACUUUCUGAUCUCUGGAGAUGGGGUGGUGUAUGAAGGGCGGGGAUGGGGGAUUGUAGGGGCCCAUGCAAAGGAACACAACUUAAAUUCUGUUGGCAUCGCCUUCAUGGGUAACUUCAAUGAUGAAUUGCCCAGUUCUGCAUCACUGUCCGCUCUGCUGAGACUGCUGCACUUUGGAGUGCUUCACGGUCAUGUGCACCCCAAUUUUGUGCUUGUGGGACAUAGAGACGUGGCAAAGACUGAGUGUCCGGGCGAACAUUUAUACGCUCUGCUACCAAAACUAAGAGACCAAUUAAGAAACCAAAUGAUGACUGCACAAGUUGCAUUAAUCCCCUGUGAAAGUCUCAGAAUCAGUUCGGAACCUGGACAUAAAUAAGAGUCGUCAAACAUGAUCCUGAAAAGAAAAUAGACUAUGAAACUUGAAAAUUCUGUUUAUCCAGUAAGAUCCAUGUUCCAGAUCAAUAAUUAUUUUUUUUCUUGACUAGACUAUAGGCUAUAUUAUGAUAUGUUUUCAUUUCUCUGCACACACACACACAAAUACUUAAAAUAGACUGUACAGUGACGUGUAAUAAUUUAGAACUCUGGCUAUAAACAAUGUAUAUGCAAAUACAUUUGUAAAGGCUAAAAGAGAUGUACUUGUGAGCUCAUUGAUAAGGAUUUUUUUUAUGUUUGCCAAAAAGCAGAAGCGAACUUUUAAUGUCUUUUAAACUUUUAUAGAUUUUAUUACUGUUUGCCAUACUUGUCUAAUUUAUAUGCACUUUAGGUAAUGAUUAGACAAAUAUGUGAUUAUUUUACUUUAUCUGUUGUUUAGUACUUGUAUUAUCUACUGUAACCUGGUCGCAUUAUAUAAUAAUUGUCUUAAACAAUCAUUUGAUACAAUGCACUUAUUGUUUACAUACAUGUUACUGUACUUUACUUAUACUUAAAAUACCUGCAUGUAAUUAUUAUUUGUAUAAGUAGCUAAUUAAACUGAACAAUGAAUUGUC